GGGGUGCAAGAUGGCGCAAGCGGCGCUCCCCCUGCGCCCCGGGCGCUCCUAGGCAGGCAUGUGGCCCCAGCCCCCCGCCGCCCGGGCUCGGCCCCGGCCGGAGCCCCGGCCCCGACCCCGGCGCCGGCCCCGCGGGACGCUGUGAGCCGCGAGAGGCCCCGGAGCCGCGCGUCGCCGAGCCGAGCGGACCGAGAGCCCCAUGGCUGCUCCGCGCGCCGCGUCCCCGCGCCGCCGGCCCCGGCUCCUGCUGCCGCUGCUGCUGCCGCUGCUGCUGCCCGCGCCGAGCGACGGUCUUGGCCACUCUGCUGAACUGGCAUUUGCUGUGGAGCCGAGUGAUGAUGUUGCAGUUCCCGGGCAGCCUGUAAUGCUGGGCUGCAGGGUGGAGGGCACCCCUCCAGUGCGAAUCUCCUGGAGGAAGAAUGGGGUGGAGCUGCCAGAGAGUACCCACUCCACCCUGCUGGCCAAUGGGUCUUUGAUGAUCCAUCACUUCCGGCUGGAUCCGGGAGGCAGCCUUUCAGACGAGGGUGACUAUGAGUGUGUGGCUCAGAACCGCUUUGGGCUGGUGGUCAGUCGGAAGGCUCGCAUCCAGGCUGCAACCAUGUCGGACUUCCAUGUGCAUCCCCAGGCUGCCGUGGGCGAGGAGGGUGGUGUGGCCCGUUUCCAGUGCCAAAUCCAUGGGCUUCCCAAACCCCUGAUCACAUGGGAAAAGAACAGAGUCCCCAUUGACACUGACAAUGAGAGGUACACGUUGCUGCCCAAGGGCGUCCUGCAGAUCACAGGACUUCGGGCUGAGGACAGCGGCGUCUUCUACUGUGUGGCCUCGAAUAUUGCCAGUGUCCGGGUCAGCCACGGGGCCAGGCUCACCGUGUCGGGCUCGGGCUCCGGGGCCUACAAGGAGCCGACGAUCCUCGUGGGGCCUGAGAACCUCACCCUGACGGUGCACCAGACCGCUGUGCUGGAGUGUGUCGCCACGGGCAACCCGCGCCCCAUUGUGUCCUGGAGCCGCCUGGAUGGCCGCCCCAUUGGGGUGGAGGGCAUCCAGGUGCUGGGCACGGGGAACCUCAUCAUCUCCGACGUGACCGUCCAGCACUCGGGUGUCUACGUCUGUGCGGCCAACAGGCCCGGCACCCGGGUGAGGAGAACCGCUCAGGGCCGGCUGGUGGUACAAGCCCCAGCAGAGUUUGUCCAGCACCCCCAGUCCAUCUCCAGGCCAGCCGGGACCACAGCCAUGUUCACCUGCCAAGCCCAGGGUGAGCCGCCGCCUCACGUCACGUGGUUGAAGAAUGGACAGGUGCUGGGGCCAGGAGGCCACGUGAGGCUCAAGAAUAACAACAGCACCCUGACCAUUUCUGGAAUCGGCCCUGAAGAUGAGGCCAUCUACCAGUGCGUGGCCGAGAACAGUGCUGGCUCCUCACAGGCCAGUGCCAGGCUGACCGUGCUGUGGGCUGAGGGGCUGCCCGGGCCCCCUCUCAAUGUGCGGGCGGUCUCCGUGUCAUCCACUGAGGUCCGUGUGUCCUGGAACGAGCCCCUGGUCAACACCAAGGAGAUCAUCGGCUAUGUCCUGCACAUCAGGAAGGCCACCGACCCCCCAGAGCUGGAGUAUCAGGAAGCAGUUAGCAAGAGCACCUUUCAGCACCUGGUGAGCGACCUUGAGCCCUCCACUGCCUACAGCUUCUACAUCAAGGCCUACACACCAAGGGGAGCCAGCUCAGCCUCCACCCCCACGCUGGCCAGCACCCUAGGAGAAGCCCCCGCCCCACCCCCGUUGUCUGUGCGGGUCCUCGGCAGCUCCUCCCUGCAGCUGCUGUGGGAGCCCUGGCCCCGGCUGGCCCAGCACGAGGGUGGCUUCAAGCUGUUUUACCGCCCAGCAAGCAAGGCCUCCUUCACCGGUCCCAUCCUGCUGCCCGGGACCGUCUCCUCCUACAACCUCAGCCGGCUUGACCCCACUGCAGUGUACGAGGUGAAGCUGCUUGCCUACAACCAGCAUGGGGACGGCAACGCCACAGUCCGCUUCGUGUCCUUGAGGGGAGCCUCUGAGAGGACAGCCCUGAGCCCGCCAUGUGACUGCCGCAAGGAGGAAGCCACCAACCAGACAUCCACCACGGGCAUCAUCAUUGGCAUCCACAUCGGGGUCACCUGCAUCAUCUUCUGUGUCCUCUUCCUUCUGUUCGGCCAAAGGGGCAGGGUCCUCUUGUGUAAGGAUGUGGAAAACCAGCUCUCCCCUCAGGGCCCUCGGAGCCAGAGGGACCCUGGCAUCCUGGCACUGAAUGGGGCAGGACAGGCAGAGCGGGGCCGGCUGGGCCGAGACGAGAAGCGUGUGGACGUGAAGGAGCUAGAGCAGUUGUUCCCCCUGGCUGGGGCAGCGGGACAGGCAGACCCCAGACCUAACCCCAGACCCACGGAUCCUGCAGCCCCUGGCCUGUGUGAGGAAACCCAGUUCUCCAUGCUGCCGCUUCAGGGGUUCGGCCUCCUGGAGGAGAUGACGUCAGAGGCCAAGGCUCCCUGUGCGGGCUCUGCGGCUGUCCCGCUACCCCAGGAUGCAGGCCCCGGCCUCCCUAGUGAUGGACAGGUUGCCUGGCCUUCCAUGGCACCAGUUGCCCAGCCAGCUCUCUCGGGACAGUAGACAGUGUCUGGCAGGCUCCGGUGGGGGGCAACCCCCCAUUCUCAGGUCAAAGGCAAGAUUUCUCCUGUCACGUGGGAUUUGGAUGGGGGCUUCCCAGCAUUUCUGUCCUGACUGCCCCUCAGGUUGUCAAGACCUAAAGUAGUCUCAGCGGGAACCCCCCCAAGGACCUGGAGGGGUCGCUGCAGGAGUCCCUGCCUUGGGCUAAUGCCCCCUCACCUCUGCCUGGCACCCAUGUGACUCGGAACUGAACUAAUGUUUCCCUUCAAAAAAGAGAGAGAGAGAAGAGAGAGAAAGGUGAAUUAGACUCCAAAAAUACGCCCCUGCGGUAGCUGGGCCCUGACAUGGUCAUUCUCCGCCGACCUUGUUUUCUCAGGAUGGAUUGUUGCUGUUUUGGCUCUCAGCACCUACCUCAGCCGGAAUGAAUGUCCUUAGGGGCGGGGGCCGAGGCCUCAGUCCCCUACCCCUGCAGAGCCCCGAAUGCACUCCUACCUCAAGCCCGUUUAGGGGCCCUCCCUCUCCCUCCCCACAUUAUUGUCCAGAGUUUAAAAAAAAAAAAAAAAAAAGGAAAAAAAAGCACUUCCCCGUUUCCAGGUGUGAAAGAAACCGUCUACCUCAAGGCUCGCUGGCUCUCCGGGCCGUGCUGUGUCACUGGACCCUCCCUCCUGGCUCCUCCUGCCCAAAGCACCCCCCAUCUCUCCCCCAGAGAGGAGGCCGGAGGCUAAAUCACCAAGGGUGGGCCUCUCGGGGCCUACAAAAAUAAAGAUGAAAUUGGUCAAAGUAAAUGUGAGAAAAAGCCAAAAAUGAGGAAAUAUAAAUAUAUGAAAUAUAAAUCAUUGCUCCAAACUAGCUGCCUGCCAGCACACUGCCGGUCCUCUGUCCUGUCUUAUUGUCUCGACUGUUCAUUCCCAUUUUGACCCUCUCAGCCAACUCGUCCUUGAUUAGGAUCCCGAGGACCCUCUCUCCGCCUGGGCCUCGGGGGGUGGGCGUCCCCCCCAGCCUGCCUCCUGUCGCUCCCAGACGCGGAGGCCCUGGAGCGGGCUGGCCCCUGGAAUGUACUGUGUGAGUGACGGGUGUGUGCGUGCGUGGGGGGCGGGGGGUGGUCCCCAGCAGAGGCGCCCCUGCCCUCUGUCCCAUGGGACACAGCCAGCUUGACCCACCUCCCGGACAGUGGAAUGACCACUGUCAGCAGAUGCGGCCGGAAGCUAUUUUUAUACAAGGUGUGUUUAAGGAUUCAUGUUCUUGUGACUUCUUGUUUCUCUUUCUGUUGUGUUGUUUUUUUGGAAUACUUAGUUAAAAAGAAGAAAAAAAAAAAACCAAGGAAACAAAUACUUAUUUUUGGUUACACUCAGAAACAUUUUUUUAAAUAGCAGAAAGAAUACUUUUUUUUUUUAAAGGAAAAAAAAGAUGUGUAUUCCUUAAGUAUAAGAUUAGACCACAAAGUCCCGGACCCCCAACCCUCUAGGGACCCCCACCCCAACCUUUAGUUCAUUAGCUGAAGAAGGCAGACUGCGGUGUUUUCCUGGAGGACUGGAGUCGUGUCCGUGUGGACUCAGUGAAGGGCAAGUCGUUCCUUCUCCCAAAUGCAGGGCCCAUGCCGGGGGCCCCUCACACCUCCUGGGCAGUGCCCCUUGGUCCCCGCAGCGGCUUCUCUGCACCCCGCUUCAUCCUGGAACCCCUUCUCCUGUGGGAAGGGUGGGUCUGGGGGAGGAGAAGGUGGGGGGCCACCUGGCUUGACUUGACCCGACUUUUGUCACACUCUACUCAUUUUGACUGAAUAAAAGUCCUGUUGCCAAAGUGAA
Equus caballus (horse) is the source of this 4422-nucleotide messenger RNA. It is a transcript of the gene IGDCC3, whose product is annotated as immunoglobulin superfamily DCC subclass member 3. Gene Ontology annotation, molecular function: protein binding. Gene Ontology annotation, biological process: cell-cell adhesion. Lineage: Eukaryota; Metazoa; Chordata; Mammalia; Perissodactyla; Equidae. The record is from RefSeq and is a predicted model, not a curated record.